This is a messenger RNA of Mus caroli (Ryukyu mouse), 1541 nucleotides long. It is a transcript of the gene Rad51b, whose product is annotated as RAD51 paralog B. Gene Ontology annotation, biological process: double-strand break repair via homologous recombination. Gene Ontology annotation, molecular function: single-stranded DNA binding; four-way junction DNA binding; ATP hydrolysis activity. Lineage: Eukaryota; Metazoa; Chordata; Mammalia; Rodentia; Muridae. Gene Ontology annotation, cellular component: replication fork; Rad51B-Rad51C-Rad51D-XRCC2 complex. The record is from RefSeq and is a predicted model, not a curated record.
UGAUAGACGAUAGGUUAGCCACAGGAAUUCUGGAUCUUCCUGUAUCAUUAUUCAAUCUAAUUCUAUCAUUCUUUGGGAGCCCUGGAAACAUGAGCAGCAAGAAACUAAGACGAGUGGGUUUACCUCCAGAGUUGUGUGACCGUUUAAGCAGAUACCAGAUUGUUAACUGUCAGCACUUUUUAAGUCUCUCCCCACUAGAACUUAUGAAAGUGACUGGCCUGAGUUACAGAGGUGUCCACGAGCUUCUGCAUACAGUAAGCAAGGCCUGUGCCCCGCAGAUGCAAACGGCUUAUGAGUUAAAGACACAAAGGUCUGCACAUCUCUCACCAGCAUUCCUGUCUACUACCCUGUGCGCCUUGGAUGAAGCAUUGCACGGUGGUGUGCCUUGUGGAUCUCUCACAGAGAUUACAGGUCCACCAGGUUGCGGAAAAACUCAGUUUUGCGUAAUGAUGAGUGUCUUGGCUACAUUACCCGCCAGCCUGGGAGGAUUGGAAGGGGCUGUGGUCUACAUCGACACAGAGUCUGCAUUUACUGCUGAGAGACUGGUUGAGAUUGCGGAAUCCCGUUUUCCACAGUAUUUUCACACUGAGGAAAAAUUGCUUCUGACCAGCAGUAGAGUUCAUCUCUGCCGAGAGCUCACCUGUGAGGGACUUCUACAAAGGCUUGAGUGUUUGGAGGAAGAGAUCAUUUCGAAAGGAGUUAAGCUUGUGAUUGUUGACUCCAUUGCUUCUGUGGUCAGAAAGGAGUUUGACCCGCAGCUUCAAGGCAACAUCAAAGAAAGGAACAAGUUCUUGGGCAAAGGAGCGUCCUUACUGAAGUACCUGGCGGGGGAGUUUUCAAUCCCAGUUAUCUUGACGAAUCAAAUUACGACCCAUCUGAGUGGAGCCCUCCCUUCUCAAGCAGACCUGGUGUCUCCAGCUGAUGAUUUGUCCCUGUCUGAAGGCACUUCUAGAUCCAGCUGUUUGGUAGCUGCACUAGGAAACACAUGGGGUCACUGUGUGAACACCCGGCUGAUUCUCCAGUACCUUGAUUCAGAGAGAAGGCAGAUUCUCAUUGCCAAGUCUCCUCUGGCUGCCUUCACCUCCUUUGUCUACACCAUCAAGGGAGAAGGCCUGGUUCUUCAAGGCCACGAAAGGCCAUAGGGAUACUGUGACCUUUGUCUAGUGCUGAUGGCAUGUGACUCGUGAAAUGAAACAGGACUGCGCUGCUUGGAAAAAGGAAACGGAAACCAACAUAAUGAGGAUUAAUUGGUUGAUUGCUGUUGAGGUGGUAACCGUGAUUUCAGACCCGGAAGGGAAGGUGAAGAUGAAGAAGCCUUUGUCCAGUCUCUGGAUGCGGAGGCUUGGGGCUCCACCACCGUGGGAUGUCAGCAGCCAUCAUAAUAAUUUGCACUUACACAGCACCUUUCAGCCAUGCCCCUCAAAGCGGUUCAGCCACAUUAAUUAAUUAAAGCCCACAAUCCCCCUAGGGAGAGCAGGAGGGGGGACUAACAAGAUUUGUAAUUACAGAAGGGAACAUUUCCGAAUAAAGUAUUGUCCCGC